Molecule: messenger RNA, 1764 nt
Organism: Saccharomyces mikatae IFO 1815
Lineage: Eukaryota; Fungi; Ascomycota; Saccharomycetes; Saccharomycetales; Saccharomycetaceae
Gene: APP1
Product: phosphatidate phosphatase APP1
Exons: 1
Coding region: 1-1764 (587 amino acids)
Cellular component (GO): actin cortical patch
Molecular function (GO): phosphatidate phosphatase activity
Source: RefSeq, a predicted model, not a curated record
AUGAAUGGUCAAGAUUACAAUGAAGGCUCCUCUUCUACGGCCGCCACUAGCAGUCCUACUUCUGGAGAUUCACGAAUGGGUAGGAAACAACGCUUCAUGAAUCUCAUAAGAACCACAAAGGACAUUUACAUUCCCAACCUAACGUCAUCCAUAUCUCAAAAGACAAUGGAUGGUAUUAGGAGCACAACGAAUUCCCUCGAAGGUCUCAAUGAUUUACCAGCGCAAUUGCCGCACAACACUAUAAUAACUUUUUUCCCAACGUAUACCACAACAAACUUGAUUGACUCCGAUGGUUCAAGUGCCCCCCGAAAAGAUUUUGAAACUACCGUCAGAUGUGCUGUUUCUUAUCCAGGAAACCCUACGAGCAGAAGGAAUAGAUGGUUGCUUUCUCUUUGCAAACAAUAUCUUAGGACGGGUACUGUGGAGGUCGAUACUGCGCCUGAGGCUCCCCCCCAUCUCGAAGAGGAUUCUGGAGAAUUAACCGAUUCUCAGUCAAGUAUAGAAAGUUCUUCAACUUCAAAGAGCAAUAACGGAUAUUCACAUAUGGGCCUCCAGGAAGAAGAUGUUUUAAAUGAAAGAAUCCAGGGAUUUUUGUCGAAAAAAAUCCCUAAUACUCCAAUAGUGGUUGAUCUUUUACCCAAAGAUAGACUUCGUGGGGACACCGCUUCUUUUUUUGGUACCACGGACGCUUACGGCAAUUUUUUAAUCAAAGCAGAAACAAAUUUUUUACCUUCCAAGAUUAAUAUUACAUUAGAUACCCCUAUAGAAGGCUGUGCAGAUCCUAUAUCUCAAACUUUUCCGAUCAAUUAUGUUUCACCCUACGGUAUUGGUUUAAUUAGUGACAUCGAUGAUACCAUCAAGCAUACUGGUGUUACAGGUGACAGGAGAUCAAUGUUUCGUAACGUUUUUAUUCAUGAUGUAAAAUCGUGGGUGAUAGAUGGUGUUCCUCUUUGGUACAAAACUUUACAUGAUGUUGCCGAUGUAGAUUUCUUUUACGUUUCUAAUUCUCCUAUUCAAACUUUCCCUCUUUUGAAAGAGUAUAUUUGCACAAAUUUCCCCCCAGGUCCAAUUUUUUUAAAACAAUAUUCUGGUAAUUUCUUUUCCACUAUUAUGACUUCUAGCGCAAAUAGGAAAAUUCAGCCAAUAACCAAUAUAUUAAGGGAUUUUCCUAAGAAGAAAUUCAUUUUGGUAGGUGAUUCUGGUGAACAUGAUUUAGAAGCGUAUACCACCACUGCUUUGCAGUUUCCAGACCAAAUUCUGGCUAUUUAUAUAAGGUGUUGCUCUAAUUCCAUGAGUGACGCACCAUCACAUGAUCGAGAAGUAAUGAGAGAAGUGAACAACAUCAUUGAAUUACAACAGCAACCUAUUCAAAUACCCAAAUCUUCCCUAGGUACCAGGAGAAGACCUCCUCCUCCUCCCAUUCCUUCCAGUCAAAAGCCAUUGUUAACAGAAGAGCAAACCGAAAGCAUUAGGCUAUCACGCCGUGAUAGACAUGACAACAACAUUAAUGAAGUUAUUCCCCCAGCACUACCAAAGAGACAGUUACCCAACUUAGACGCUGACGCUUACUAUGUUCCAUCUUCGCAGAACGAUUAUGGAAUGUAUGGUGCACUUAUGGACAAAAAAGCAGAUGAAUGGAAGAGAAGAGUAAUGGACUCAGUCCAAAAAUUGAGCAAUCAAGAUACUACUUUGAUGUUUUUCUCAGAUCCAGCAUUAAGUCUUGAAGAUAGUAUCCGCAGAAUUAGGCAGAAGUAUUCAAGCUAA